Messenger RNA from Capronia epimyces CBS 606.96, 1941 nucleotides. RefSeq lists its product as uncharacterized. Lineage: Eukaryota; Fungi; Ascomycota; Eurotiomycetes; Chaetothyriales; Herpotrichiellaceae. Gene Ontology annotation, biological process: protein secretion. The transcript has a single exon. Gene Ontology annotation, cellular component: endoplasmic reticulum membrane. The record is from RefSeq and is a predicted model, not a curated record. Gene Ontology annotation, molecular function: guanyl-nucleotide exchange factor activity; protein binding; GTPase activator activity. Bases 1 to 1941 code for a protein of 646 amino acids.
AUGGCGCCAACCGUGUCCUCUUCCCAGAUCAAACUAUCCUAUCCUCUCUAUGCCGCCGACUUCGACCCUUUCAAUCCUGACUUCCUCCUGGUCGGCGGUGGCGGAGGCUCUUCAUCCACCGGCGUUCCCAACAAGAUCUCUCUCAUUGACGCCUCCCGCCGGGAUCAACCGGCUGAAGUGGCCGAUGUCGAGCUUGUCAAGGGCGAAGAUUCCGUGACAAGUCUUGCUGUCGCCGAGUCCUCUGGCUCUGCCUUGACUGCGUUUGCGGGCAUCAACAGCUCUAUCGCCGACCAGAACGCGGGAAAGAAUGAACAUCUCAGGGCAUUCCGGAUUGGGCUACCAACAAGGAAGAGAAAAGCAGAUGGUGGCGCUCCGGACGGAGAGAAGCCAGUGGCCACGGCACCAGGAUCACAACCCCUUGGACGGACCGCUCUGUUCAAAUCCGCAACAGGCACGAAGAACGAAACAUACCAAAGAGUCCUGCGUCUUUCCCCGACCAAAUCCAUUGACCAGCCUCGACUUGCCGCUAUCGCCUCAGGCCUGGCUCCAGAAAACGAGAUCAUUGUGUUUCGACCGACAGCGAACCCAAAGUCGGAUGAUGAAGUAUCGCGCAUUAGCCUGGGAGGACGUGAAGCAGCAGACUUGGAUUUGAUCUCUGAUACCGAGAAGGAGGCUCAUCUUCUGGCAUAUUGCACCGACGACGAAGUGUUUGUGCAGCCCCUUCCCGCCGCCUCAAUGCCUGGGAGACCGAUAUCUUUGUACCGGGGUCCGGAGUCUACAACGUCGCUGCCGCCGUCGAAGAGAGCCAAAUUUCGCUCCAUACGGUUUCUGACCCCUCGGUAUUUGUUGCUCCUGCAAAACAAACCCGGACGGACAGGUGCGGACCUCCUAGUCCUUCGAGUCAGUAAUGAUCUGUCACAGGCUGGCAUCUCACUCCGGAAGCGACUCCACAAGUCGACAAAGGCGGCUGUAGGGUUGGAAAUUUGCCCCUUGACCGAGUCCGAACGGGGUGAGCGGCAAUUUGUUAUUGCUGUCGCCGGACAAAAUGGCGAUGACAGCUCCAUAGAGCUGUUGACAAUCGACUACUGUCCCGACGCUGCCCUGGGAAGGUUUCGGCCCUACACUUUCCUCCGAAGCGUCCAUAAAGGCCCUCUCACGAAGCUGGUCUUCUCGAACUUCAUCGGCCCUGCACUUCCCGUCACAAAAGAUGUUGGCCCCCAAUCCGUGCGCCUUGCCUCGGUGGGCGUUGAUCAAUGUGUCGCGGUGCACCACCUUUUUCUCCGGCCAUUUCCCGCCACCUACACGAAACGGCCACGAUACGUACUUGUCCCGCCAGGCCGGUCGGAAACCAUGCAGACCACAUUCAGCGUAUUCUUUGCUCUGGUGGUUGUCGGGGUCGUGGCAUUCCUCAUGCAAGCCUUCUGCGAGAUCCGCGGGGCCGUGCCACCGUUGCUCGGCGCCUCGGACUGGCUAUCUCCAAGCAUGCGCGAGCUGGUCGUACGGCCAUACGUCUUCGCCGACGUUGCUCGGUCAGAGAUACCAGUUGCGGCACACAGCGCGACAGAAAAACUGAAAGACGCCACUUCCCAGAUCCCAUCUGUGGACCAGGUGCAGAGUAGCAUCGAAGAUGCUGCGGUAGGGAUCAAGCAGACGCUGAAAGAUCUGGUGGCGGAGAACUCGGAGCUUGAGACCCCCAACCACAUUAUCGUCCGCGAAGAGCCUGGUUCGGGCCAAGUUUCCACAGAACUCGCACAGGACGCGACGCUUGUGAAAGACGAGACGUUGAGACAGUGGGAAGACCUGACGGAGACGCAGAAGAAGAGCUGGAAGCGGAGACUUGUCGAUGCCGGCCACUGGGCCGAGGACCAGGGCGAGACUAUCUUCAAGGGCAUUCUAUUCUCUCAGCUGGCCGACGCCGUAGGACAUGCAGUGGCAGGAUAA